AUGUCGGCUCACACCUUCCAUAACACCGGCCUCAUUCGGGGCCAUUUCGAGUAUUUAUCCACAUUUAACGAUGAUGUCAUGAAUGAGCAACGAGUUGUCGCGAGCCUCCGUGCUGUUGCGCUAGCAGCUUAUGCUACCAAGUUUCAACAUGUUGCUCUUCUCAAGAAAGCCAGACAGUAUUACGUUGCAGCGCUUCGACAUAUCAAUGCAGCCUUAUUGUCCUGCCAUGAAGCAGCAAAGAACGCUACCAUUAUCUCGAUUCUGUUCCUAAACACCUUUGAGGCUCUGACUUGUGAGAGUGAGGACUUCCCCUAUCAAAGAGAGACUCACUUAAAAGGUGUAGCGUCGAUAUUGGACAUUCGAGGGGUGGGACUUGUGCAAUCUCGUCCCGGGCUUCAGUUGUUUCGUCAAACCCUCCUCUGCAUUUCAGUUACAUGCUUAAUGCGCUCUUUUCAAAUACCCAUGGGAUUGGUAAAGCUUCACCGCCACACUGCUGCUUACAUGGAUACUAGUGAUCCUGCUUGGAAAUUAUCAGAUAUCAUGAUAGAACUGUCCUAUUUCCGCGCAAUGGUCAAGGACCGUACGCUCUGUGAUCCGGAGAAAAUAAUUCCAUCUGCCAAAGAAAUAGACCGCAACCUCUGCUCGCUCGCUGAUAACAUGCCCGAGGACUGGCGAUUCCAGUUCAUGGAACUAGAGACCACAUCUGAACUCGUCAUGGGAAUGCAGCUUCACAUGUAUCCCGAUGCAUGGGUCGCAGGUGUGUGGAACAACAUCCAUACAUGUCGGUUACUUUUGCAUGGUGAGAUCAAGCAGCAAUUGGAGAGUGUGCUGGACACUUCUCUAUACGAUGCUGUCCAGUAUCAGCACUCAGUCAUAAUAAUGCAACAGCUCGUUUCAGACAUUUGUGCUUCCGUGCCUCAAUACUGUGGUUACCUACCAGUAAAAUCUGGUAGUGUAUCAUAUACGCAGACAGUCAGCAAUGGGAUCCCCGCUAUCGCUGGUAUCUACCUCCUAUUCUGGCCUCUUCUAUAUGCCGGCCAGAUGGCUAUUUCGGAAUAUCAGCGAGUUUGGAUCAUUGAUCGCAUGCGCUAUAUCGGCGAAACAACCGGUAUUCAGCAAGCCUUUGUGUUUGAGGCUAUACUAAAGCGGGGUGUGGACCCUUUUCAAUAG
Molecule: messenger RNA, 1170 nt
Organism: Aspergillus tubingensis
Lineage: Eukaryota; Fungi; Ascomycota; Eurotiomycetes; Eurotiales; Aspergillaceae
Product: C6 transcription factor
Exons: 1
Coding region: 1-1170 (389 amino acids)
Source: RefSeq, a predicted model, not a curated record